AUGGAUCACAUACCGUUCUGUGUGGCGUACGCGGCAGCCUGCAGCUUCUCCGGGUGCGCCAUCGUCGUUCUCGCCUGUCUAAACAUGCAGGAUGUACUGUCCGUCCUGCAAGUGUGCGCCGACAUGGCGGCUCAGGGCAACGGUCUGCGGACGAGCUCUAUGUAUGUCAAGGGAUUCCCAUGCCUCGAAGGUGUACCAACGACUGUUGACGCGCAGGUUCUCACGUCGUACUAUUAUAUCCCGACGUGCCCUCUGUGCGGCGACAGGCUGGAGUGCACCGUCUCCGGCUAUGACUCCCAGACAUCUAUGUGCGCGUGUGCACGGAGUAGCAGUGCAAGCCAGUGCACCUGCUUCCUGGGCUCCUCAUGCCACUUGUGCCGACGCUUUGCCGACUCGCUUGAGCACGUUCAACAACAGCAGCGUCAGCAGCAGCUGGCUGCGUCCGCUGCCAUCAAGUGCGAGGCCUGCGCGAAAGCCGGGGACCCAUGGAUAUGUCUUAUCUGCGGCUACGUCGGCUGCAGUCGCUACCAGGCAAUGCAUGCCAAGGAUCACUGUGUAGCCCAGCAGCACUUCUUCUCCAUGAAUCUCCUGACGCAGCAGAUUUGGGACUACGACGGGGACUCCUUUGUUCACCGCGUCGUCAUCCUGCUGGAUUCCGACACGGGCACCUCCACCUGGAUGCAGUUUCCAGGGCGAAACGAGCCAAUUCUUCACGACACAGCCACCAGUGAGAGCGCCGCGGUGGGGACUGCCGUUAGUGACACGCCCGAAACGUGGAAAGCGGAGAAAAAGAGCAUUUCCGCCAAGUACGAUAAGAAGCUCACCUCAUCGCAUGCACAGUAUGCAAUGGUGAUCAAGAGUGAGCUGGAUGCGAAGCGUGCCCUUUACGAGUCUCAGCUAGCCCAAGAAGCAGGUGAUGGCGAUGUCGAUGAAGACGACUUGGAAAAAACAGAGCUUGGCAAUGGUGCCGCCAGCGCCUCUGCAGAGGAUGUUGAGCGCGGCGAGUACAUGGAGCUGACAAACGCGUUUGAGCCGCUGAACUCGGUACUGAUGGACGUCGGUGAAAAGCGCCGCAAGAUGACGGCGCUGCUGUACGCCGUGAAAAAUCUGGAGCACGAACAAAACACACGUGAUGAGGAAACAAGACGCCUCGAGCAGCAGCUGGAGAGUUGCAAGAAGGCGCUGCGGAGUGUCAUCCAGCAAAACGUAGCGAUGGAUCUGCGACUGAGCAGCAGCAUACGUGAGCUGAAAGAGACCUUGCAGGACAUUGCGCUGAACUCCGACACGCAGCGCCGCCUCGCCGCACAACUCGGAGACCAGGGCGUCGCUCGGGUGGCCCUGUGCGGUGGCAGCGGCAGCACCGUGAAUGCACAGUCUAGUGCUGCACCCGUCGGGCGAGGGCUUAGUGAAAAAAUCUCGUCCAACAACACCAAGACGUGA
Leishmania braziliensis MHOM/BR/75/M2904 is the source of this 1440-nucleotide messenger RNA. RefSeq lists its product as hypothetical. Gene Ontology annotation, cellular component: cytoplasm. Bases 1 to 1440 code for a protein of 479 amino acids. The transcript has a single exon. Gene Ontology annotation, molecular function: ubiquitin protein ligase activity; zinc ion binding. Gene Ontology annotation, biological process: protein ubiquitination; Ras protein signal transduction. The record is from RefSeq and is a predicted model, not a curated record. Lineage: Eukaryota; Euglenozoa; Kinetoplastea; Trypanosomatida; Trypanosomatidae.